This is a messenger RNA of Durio zibethinus, 813 nucleotides long. Its product is annotated as protein yippee-like. Lineage: Eukaryota; Viridiplantae; Streptophyta; Magnoliopsida; Malvales; Malvaceae. The record is from RefSeq and is a predicted model, not a curated record.
UAAACAGUGGCUUAUACGUCCACGCAGGUUCCACUUGACAGAAAAAUGCAAACAUAAAAUGGUGGAUGUGAUAGCUUCUUUGGUCCACAUUUCCGGCUAAAAGAACUAUUCAAGAGAAAGAAGCCAAGCCAGCGAAGGCAAUCGAAAAAUAUUUCAACCAUCCCUUUUCUUUUCUUUUCUCUUCAAUCUGGUGGGUGGUGGAUAGAUGGGGAGGUUAUUUGUGGUGAAUCUUGAAGGGAGGGUUUAUAGCUGCAAGCACUGCAAAACCCAUCUUGCUCUUUAUGAGGAUAUUAUCUCCAAGUCCUUCCAAUGCAGGCAUGGGAAAGCAUAUCUCUUCAGUAAGGUAGUGAAUGUUUCUGCCGGUGAGAUGGAAGAUAGAUUGAUGACGACGGGGUUGCACACUGUGGCUGACAUCUUCUGUGUUGCAUGUGGAUCAAUUGUGGGGUGGAAAUAUGAAACUGCCCAUGACAAGAACCAGAAGUACAAGGAAGGAAAAUCUGUUCUCGAACGGUUCAAGGUGUCUGGUCCUGAUGGAAGCAAUUAUUGGGUCAGCCAUGAAACACAUGUUGGUGGGAGUGAUACAGAUGAUGUUUGAUUAACAAUGAAUUCUGGUCAAAUUCCAAUUGUACAUUCUUUAACCCCUUUAUUAUCAUUCAGCUCAUGUUGAAUACUUAAAACCGCAGAUUCCUUAUUAAAGCAGCAGACCAACUUGCUGUGAAUAACAUGAUUGCUUGGAAACAGUGAAUUGUUGGUUCUGAUGGACCCAACGUCCAAACCUGACUGAAUGUUGUGUCGCAAAUUAAAGUUUCAGAU